AUGGUGCAAGCCAAGGUGAUCACCGUGAAGACGAGUCCCUUUGAAGGGCAGAAACCGGGCACCAGUGGCCUGCGCAAGCCAGUGGCCACCUUCAUGCAGCCUCGCUACACCGAGAACUUCGUGCAGGCCAUUCUCGAUGUGGCACUGGCGGGAAAGCCGUCGCCCAAGGAGACGAGUCCCUUUGAAGGGCAGAAACCGGGCACCAGUGGCCUGCGCAAGCCAGUGGCCACCUUCAUGCAGCCUCGCUACACUGAAAACUUCGUGCAGGCCAUUCUCGAUGUGGCACUGGCGGGCAAACCGUCGCCCAGCGAGGUGACGCUGGUCGUCGGCGGCGACGGACGGUACUUCAGCAAGCCCGCCAUCGAGGCAAUCAUCGGCAUUGCUGCUGGCAAUGGGGUUGGCCGCCUGCUGGUGGCCCAUAACGGCAUCAUGUCUACGCCGGCGGUCAGCUCGGUGAUUCGCGCCCUCAAGGCCGACGGCGGCAUCAUCCUCACCGCCAGCCACAACCCCGGCGGCCCCCAGGGCGACUUUGGCAUCAAGUACAACUGCGACAACGGAGGACCGGCGCCAGACAAUAUCACCAAUCAGAUCUUUGCGAGAACAACGGAGCUGAAAGAGUACCGCACGCUGGAGCAGACCGCUGGGCUGGUCGACCUGGCCAUCCUGGGCAAGACGGUGAUCGACCUGGAGGGCGGCAGUGGUGGUCAGCUGACCGUGGAGGUCAUCGACAGCGUAGAGAUCUACCUGCAGCUGCUGAAGACCAUCUUCGACUUUGGCCGGCUGAAGGACUUCCUCGCCAGCCGUAAGAUUCUCAUCGACGCCAUGAACGGCGUCAUGGGCCCCUACGUCAAGCGGAUCCUCGUGGAGGAGCUGGGCGCUCCCGCCGCCUCGGCCAUUCGCUGCACGCCCCUCGAGGACUUUGGCGGAGACCACCCCGACCCCAACCUGACGUACGCCGCCGACCUGGUGGCCAAGCUCACCACCGGCGACUACGACUUUGGCGCCGCCUUUGACGGCGACGGCGACCGAAACAUGAUCCUCGGCCGGGGCGGCUUCUUCGUCACCCCCUCCGAUUCGCUGGCCGUCCUCGCCGACCACCUCGAGGUGAUUCCCUACUUUUCGCAGCGAGGCGUCUCUGGGUACGCUCGCAGCAUGCCCACCUCCCGGGCAGUCGAUCUGGUGGCGGCGGCGAAGGGCAUCGCCGUCUACGAGACGCCCACCGGCUGGAAGUACUUCGGCAAUCUGAUGGACGCGGGCGCAGUGGCCAUCUGCGGCGAGGAGUCUUUUGGCACCGGCUCCGAUCACAUUCGCGAGAAGGACGGCCUGUGGGCGGUGCUCGCCUGGCUCUCCGUCCUCGCCUCCGCCUCUGAUGGAGGUGGUUCAGUGGAGGCACUUCUGAAAGCCCACUGGCGCAAGUACGGCCGCUACUUCUACUCGCGCUACGACUACGAGAACUGCGAGGCGGAGCCCUGCUCGGCGAUGAUGGCCCACAUCAGGGCGCAGCUGACGGCGGCGGACUUCACCGGAAAGGUCUUCAAGACUGCCGAUGGUGCGGAGCUGACGGUGCACCGAGCCUUCGACUACGCCUACACCAACCACCUGACGGGCGAGACGGAAAGCGCAGGAGGGCACGGCCUGGUGGUGCUCUUCAACGGCGGCGCGGCGCGGGCCAUCUUCCGCCUGAGCGGCACCGGCAGCUCCGGCGCCACUGUCCGCCUCUACCUGGAGCAGCACGAGCCGGAUGGGGAGAAGGCGGCGGAGGCGGUGGCCGCAGAGUACGUCAAGCCGCUGGCAGAGGUGGCGCUGGCCAUCUCCAAUCUGGCCCAGUACACCGGUCGCCUGGUGCCCACUGUCAUUACCUAG
Rhagoletis zephyria (snowberry fruit fly) is the source of this 1863-nucleotide messenger RNA. Lineage: Eukaryota; Metazoa; Arthropoda; Insecta; Diptera; Tephritidae. The record is from RefSeq and is a predicted model, not a curated record.